Scomber scombrus (Atlantic mackerel) is the source of this 5061-nucleotide messenger RNA. RefSeq names its product G patch domain-containing protein 8. The transcript has 6 exons. NCBI's taxonomy places the organism in Eukaryota, Metazoa, Chordata, Actinopteri, Scombriformes, Scombridae. Gene Ontology annotation, cellular component: nucleus. The coding region runs from base 1 to 4503 and encodes 1500 amino acids. The record is from RefSeq and is a predicted model, not a curated record.
AUGAUAGCUCUCUACCCUUCUAACUCCUCUCCUCUCCUCUCCUCCAUGAUCAUUGAGCGCCCUCCGGGAUUCCGACGCAUAGGAACCCGUCGCAUGGGCCCGAAACCCCGCGAAAUCACCGGGAUGGCGUGCAGCGCAUGUUACUACCUGGUCAUCAGCUCCACACACCUGAGUAAUGGACACUUUCGGCGCGUCAAGGGUGUCUUCAGAGGACCGCUGUGUCCAACCGCAACCAGUGAUUCACCGGAGCGUGCAGAGAGAGCUUUGGGCUGCUCAGUGGAGGAUCUGAAGGCUCUUUUCUACUGUGAGCUGUGUGACAAGCAGUACCUCAGACACCAGGAGUUUGACAACCACAUCAACUCCUACGACCAUGCACACAAGCAGAGGCUGAAGGAACUCAAGCACAGGGAGUUUGCGCGCAAUGUGGCCUCAAAAUCAUGGAAGGACCAGCGCAAACAGGACAAGGCUAUCAGACGGCUGCACCAGCUAGCACAGCUGCAACAGGAAACUCAGCGAGUCCCAGGGAGGUCUUAUGGUCUUAGAAGUGCAGUCCAGGUUGUGAGCCAGCAGCUACAUAGAGACAUGGACCAAAGGGACCACAGCCCUGAGGACAAAUCUGAACCCUUCAACCACAGCCUGAGGCCCUCGGCUACACAACCCAAGAAAACUCCUUUACUUCACCAGCCAGAAGAUCCUUGCAAAUCCUAUCCGCAAAUACCGCUGGCCACUCUUACAGAUUCCCCACUAACCACACAUCCAGCAUCCAAUACAGACCCUCCUGCAGUGAACCCCGAUUUUCGCCAUGGCUUGUAUUCCCAGCUGCCACUCCCUGGGCAGGGGAGAAUAGGAGGCAGGCUAGGGGUGUCUUUCUGCUUCUCACGGAGGGGGCCCAGGCUGGAGCCUUCCGCCUCUGUCUUCUCCGACCAAGAGGAAGAGGAGAGAGAGAAGAGGGAACAAAUGAAAGAAAGAAUAAAGGGAAUAAUGGAAGAUAUAGACAGGGAAAUUGGGGCAGCAGAGGAGAGGAAACAUGGUGAGGGUGCAGAGCCGAAGUCCAGCUCUGACAGUAUUGGACUGAGCGACAUGCUGACAAUCCCCAGAGAGGCUGUGAGAGAAGAGGAGGAAAUUGAAAAAAGACACACAAUGAAAGAACACUCUCCCAUUUCCACCGCAGUACCUGAUAAUCAGAGCCAUGAUAUACCAUUUUUGGUAUCACAAACCCAGGUGAAAAUGAGGGGCCCACCACUGGCAGGGGCACACAUAGACUCCAAACAUAUAGAUAGUGAGACAGAGAGAAAGCAAGAAACAGAGCAAGGGAACAAGGACACUCCGUAUGUGUGUGUGGUCGGGAAAGAUGGCUCUACUUGUCUGAGAUGGCCCCUCAGAUUGCUUAAGUUCACCAAGUCUCAACCAUACAUCUCUUACAGCUGCAGCCCGCUCUGUUCAAAUACCCAACAAUCAGAACAACGCACAGAGGAUCAGCAGGAGUCACAACGAAAUCCAUUAUGCACUCUCUCAGAUGAAUCAAAUUCAUGUGCGCCAGCUAUUCUUACACCAGACUCUAACUCCUGUCUACAAAGACAGACAAGACAUGAGCUGAGAGUACACAGACAGAAAAACGCUGAGGAGAAUGUCAUGGCAGAGCCAUAUGUCGAUGUGGAGAGAGAAGCACACCUGUUAAUAAAGAACAAAAACAUUUCAGCACCAGAAAGAGGGCAAGGCAUGGAAAGUAUGGAGAAUUGUGUAAGGGCACUCUCCCAUCCAUUUGACCCUGCUCAUAGUGACAGUUCUGACACAAACUCCCAGAAUCCUCUAGGAGGCAGAUUAGGGGGUACAAGAAGGAUCAGGGAGAGAGCCAUCACAGCCCUGAGCUGUAAAUUAGAGUCUGUCACCCAGCCUGGCACACAGAGGAUAUGCAUCAGCCCAUCCAGGUGUGAGUGUGGGAGUGAGACAAUGUGUGAGUGUGCCAGUGCUCUGCAGCCGUACGUGGGUGUCUCAGAAGUGUCACGCAAAGAGAGGAUAGCCGGCACAAAGAAACGCAAGCUGGGAAAGAGGAAGAGGGGCCAGAAGGAAAAAGCUUCAAACAGGCGGCAAUCAGCAAGGUGCAAAGUGAGGAGUGUUGUCUCUACAGUCUCCACUGGCAGAGAUAGAAGAGGAGAAGCUGGAGGGAGCUGGGGGAAGAAAAGGAGGCAAAGGGAGACUGGAGAGAUGAAGAGGAGGAGGAGGGGGGUGCAGAGAGCAGGGAGCAGCUGUCUCCUGGGGAGAUGUGAGGCUGAGCCAGUAUCUGUCUCUGUCAGGAAGAGGAGGCCUCACAGGAGCCACAGCUCUGAAUCCCAGUCACAGCCAGACAGAGAGCAGGCAGAACACUGCAGUGCCUACUCCCAGCUCACCAGACACACAGCAGACAGAGACACAGAAGGGGAGGGAAAGCGAGACAGAGGUGCGGUGACUUUUCCCUGGCGGUCUCACUUCUCCAUACAUUCCUUCUCACCAGGAUGUAACUCAAAGCUGUUUUGGGAAAGGGGUCACCAUAGCAACCCCAGGAGUUUCAUUGACUGCAGUUACCCUGACAACAGCUGUGGUAGCAGCCCAGCGAGAAAGAGAAAACUCCUCCACAGGGACAGGAAAUUCAUUCAUAAUAGGGAGAGGAAUAUGGCAGGGCGCACAGGUUGCAGGGACAGAGGCCUGAUUUCAGAUACAGAAAAGUGGGAGUGGAUGAGAGGGAGCUGUCCUGGAGCUAGUGAGGAGGCCAGGCCAAGGGCUGAAUUGAGAUCAAGAAACAGAGCAGUAGAGUGGGAUCGAAUGAGUAGGUUCAGCCCCAGUCCUAGCAGCAGGGGGAGGAGGAGCAGAAAUGUAAGCACAGAAGACAUAGACUGGGACAGGUGCAGUAUGGACAGGUGGACAUGGGGCAGCAGUGACAACUGGGAAGACAGGGGGACACACAGGUCUAGGUCAGGCUCUAGGACAGGGGCAGACAGCAGAGACAGCCCGGACCGGAGGUGUGCAGGCACCAUACACUCAAGCUCUAGACACUUAUCUAGUCCUGAGUGGUGGACAAGCAGGCAGAUCUACAGCAGAUGUCACAGUCCGCGCUCCUGCAGCCCCUGCAGCCCCUGCAGCAGUACCAGCAUGUCCGAGCUGAGCUGGGAGUGGAGCAGGAGCAGCACCUGCUCAGGAAUCACAGUGGAUGAUGGGUUGACAGUUAGUUCCUGCAGGAUGUCUUCAGGAGGUCCGGGACUCUCAACUGAGGCCCCUCAGGACGCAAAGAAGCAGAGCAGCACCACAUCCACUUCAUCUGUCUUCACUUCCAGCUCCUUUGGUCACUCCUCGCCCCACAGAUCCUCAUUUGUUCCCACAGUCCCAGAUCUCAACACACCCUAUGGUGACAGCAGUCCUUCACAGCUUAAGGACCCUAAUUCACAGCCUGACCUCAGCCAUGGUCCUUCUGCCCCUAUCACCACAUGCAGCUCAGGCACAUCCCCCCCAAGACAAUCCCCCAGUAAUUCUGUGCCACAGAAACCAGCCAGGACGUUGCUUCUCCCUCUUAUAGGGAAACUACCUGCAAUCCAGAGAAAGGCUAAGAGGAAAAAGGGGCUGCUGGAGAAAAGUCCAGAGAAGGAGGAAGAGGAAGAGGGGGAGGCAAGGGGUAGUACAGUUGAUAUCAGAGCAGCCAUCAACAGUCAAAAAUGUCCUCUGGAUAUUGUUGAGUCAAACCCCAGCAGCAUGCCAAAUCUCUGCCUGUCAAAGAUUAGGACUGAUGACAAACAGACAGGUGGAGAGACAGCUCAGCCAAUCAGCUUUACUGCAGAGGAGAUGGACAAAUAUCGCCUCCUGCAAGAGCAGGCACGAGAGCACAUGCAGAAAGUCCUGGAACAGACGCAAGAGAGAGCAGAUAUACACAUAGAGACAAACUACACACACACCGCACAUAUAGAGAACUGUGGGACUUCAGAAGAGCAAUACACACCUGCAACCUUGCACAACCCUCCACAGCCUCAAACGCAAUCACUUCACAGAGACACAAUGCAAACACAAGCACAGCACAGCCUUCAAGUUAGUCUCCCACUUUCACACGUGAGCCCACAAGAAAACUAUACUCAUCCUGUAGCUUUGGGGGUCCGCAACCUCCCCCCUCUUCCGCUGUCUCCCCCCCUCUCCAGCAUCCAUCAUAUCAUUUUACAACACUCAGCCCUCUCCAUGCCACCCUCCUCCUCCUCCUCCUCCUCUUCCGCCUCACCUCCCUGUCCUGCCAUCCACCCACACCCAGCUCGGCUCCCUCAUCCACUUCCCCCUCUAAACCCGUCACUACCUCAUCACCUUCACUUCUCUCCCUUCUCCAUCUCUUCCCUGUUUCCCUCCAUCCUGCUGUCCCAUCACCCCAUCCCUCUCCUCCCUCCGUCCCCUACUUUCCAUGCUCCUCUCUCCCCAGUAGCCCUGCAACCUUUGAACCCACAGCCUUUCAUGGACAGAGCAUGGCCAGUGAGGUUUCAACAGAAGGCGUUAUGAUUUUCACAGAGUGGCUGCCAUGUUUAUUAAUCUUCCUUGGCAACACAGACUAGACAGAGAGAGAGCGAAAAAGAAAGAGAGAGGAUUUUUUUUUUUUGGUUUGGACAAAAGCCUGCUUUUUGAAAUGGGAAUGUAUCAGUGCUUUUACAAGCUUCAGCUCCAUCUCUUAUUCACAUAUGCCCUCACACACUCAUACACGUGUGCAUAUGCACUAACAGUCCCACUAUUGACUGUUUUCAAAUGAAAUUUUAUUUCUCCAUUUAGCCUCUGCUGUGUUGCAGUAGACAGUGAGAAAACUGACUUUGAUCCUUUGCUUUUUCCAUCAUUUCCCAUUCAGGCUCAGAAUAAAGAAAAAGACACACCUGCUAUUCAAAGACAAGCAUGGUCUUGUGUCAUCCUCUCUUUUUCCUUUUGAACCACAGGCAGACUAGCUGCCUUUUGAAGUAUCCUUCAUGCCAGGGACAGAGGGGCAAGAGAGAGCGAUAAUACUAUUCCCUUAUCUCCAUUUCAUACAGUUUAUCUGAGUUAAAGUGUGACUUUCAACAAACAUAAAUAACG